Messenger RNA from Orbilia oligospora ATCC 24927, 792 nucleotides. RefSeq lists its product as uncharacterized. The transcript is spliced from 2 exons. The coding region runs from base 1 to 792 and encodes 263 amino acids. Lineage: Eukaryota; Fungi; Ascomycota; Orbiliomycetes; Orbiliales; Orbiliaceae. The record is from RefSeq and is a predicted model, not a curated record.
AUGGCCACACUCCUCCCCGAGAGUUUCGGACGGAUUUGUCGGGCGAUCUCUGCCCUGGCUUGGAGGUUCGUUGCCACCGGCUGGCAACGACUUCCUCAACUACCAGCCAGGCAGAGGCCACGGGCGCCUACCGCCCAACGUCGUCCUAUUGCUCGCACUGGACCAGGCCGACUAGAACGAUUCGUCGUUCUGGUCCAACGAAGAACCCUGGCCUGGGUCCAAGAGCAGGGCCUCGUUGGGCAUAUGGUAGGUUUGUCGGCUGCCCUGCUGUUUGUCCUCCACAUCCUCUCCUUCUACCUGGGAGGGGGUGCCCUCGUCUUAAAGAGGGCAUCGCAGCGGGUAGCCGACGGCCGCUGGACACCAUUGAUCAACAUGGUGUUCCGGCCACAGCCCGUGGGGGGCCGAAAAGCGGUUGAGGAGGGGCACGGGGGCAUAGACCCUUUGUGGACCCCUCCUUACCGCGGGCCGGUUCCUGUCAUGUACCUGCCACUGGAACCGGCCCACACCAUCGAGACUUGGGAGGCACUCCUGGAGGAGACCAAGGCGAGGUUCCCAUGGCGGUCGGCGUUAAUGGUGACGCCCUUGUAUCUGCGGGACUUCUACUACCCGCCAGAGUACACGGUGCGUCGCCCGCCGCCGCCGCCACUCUCGCCGUCUCCUCCCCCUAGCCCCUCCUCUGUCGUCUCGGUGGUGUUUCGGCCCCCCCCGACGACAACUGGACCCAACGCGGUAGAUAUUACCGCUCCCCUCCAAGCUCCAUUGGCUGAGCCAGAGCCAAUGGAGCUUGAUUGA